Molecule: messenger RNA, 1689 nt
Organism: Jatropha curcas
Lineage: Eukaryota; Viridiplantae; Streptophyta; Magnoliopsida; Malpighiales; Euphorbiaceae
Gene: PNSB1
Product: NDH-dependent cyclic electron flow 1
Biological process (GO): photosynthetic electron transport in photosystem I
Cellular component (GO): NAD(P)H dehydrogenase complex (plastoquinone); chloroplast
Molecular function (GO): glycosyltransferase activity
Source: RefSeq, a predicted model, not a curated record
CCAGCUUCCACAGCUUCUUGAUCAAACAACCAUACCAAGAAGACCAUCCAGAACUAAUAACACACUCACUCAUGGCUUCAACUUCUCUAAUACCCAAAAGCAUAUCUCCUUUUCUCACAAGCCCAUCUUCGUCACUUCCCUCAACUCAAUUUUCCAAACCAUCAUUCUUUCAAUCUCCAUGCACCAGAAAACCAAGCACACUCACCUGUGCAAAGAAAAAGAACCCAUGGCUUGACCCUUUUGAUGAUGGAGAGGACCCUGAUAUGGAAUAUGGCUCAUUAUUUGCAGAUGGCAAGCAAGAAGAAGACCCUAGACCACCUGACAACCCCAACAACCCAUAUGGCUUCCUCAAGUUCCCAAUGGGUUACAAUGUAGAAAUUGCUUCUUUGGCAUUAAAAGUUAGAGGUGAUGUCAGGAGAUGCUGUUGUGUGAUUUCUGGUGGUGUUUAUGAGAACUUGCUCUUCUUUCCUGCCAUUCAGUUGAUCAAGGACAGGUACCCUGGAGUUCAAAUAGAUGUGAUAGCAUCAGCUAGAGGGAAACAAACCUAUGAGAUGAACAAGAAUGUGAGAUGGGCUAACGUUUAUGACCCUGAUGAUGAUUUCCCUGAGCCAGCAGAAUAUACUGACAUGCUCGGAGUUCUUAAGAAUAGGUACUACGACAUGGUCUUAUCAACCAAACUGGCAGGGCUUGGCCACGCAGCAUUCCUGUUUAUGACAUCAGCUCGGGAUCGAGUUAGCUACGUUUACCCUAAUGUAAAUGCAGCAGGAGCAGGACUUCUCCUAUCAGAAACAUUUACUCCAGAUAGUACCAAUCUCUCAGAAGGUGGAUAUUACAUGUAUCAUCAGAUGGUUGAUUGGUUAGGAAGACCUUUCCGAAAUGUGCCGAGGCAGCCAGUGCCUCCACUAAGAGUUUCAAUUUCAAGGAAGCUGAAAGAGUUUGUAGAAGCAAAAUACAGAGUUGCAGGUGCUGAGAAAGGAAAAUAUAUUGUAAUUCAUGGAAUUGAAUCAGAUUCAAAGGCCUCAAUGCAGUCUAGGGGAGAUACCGAUAGUUUGCUGCCUCUUGAAGUAUGGGCUGAAAUAGCUGAGACUGUAAGGGGAUUUAAGCCAGUAUUUGUCAUCCCACAUGAGAAAGAAAGGGAAAAUGUUGAGGAAAUUGUUGGAGAAGACACCAGUAUCGUCUUCAUCACUACUCCUGGACAGUUGGCAGCUCUCAUCAAUGACUCAGCUGGAGUAAUAGCUACAAAUACAGCAGCAAUCCAACUUGCAAAUGCACGAGAAAAACCUAGCAUUGCGUUGUUUUCAUCUGAAGAGAAAGGCAAACUAUUUAUUCCCAAUGCAGACGAGAAGAAAUGCAGUAUUGUCUCAUCUAAGACUGGUAAACUAAAAGACAUUGAUGUUGAAGACAUAAAACAAGCAAUGCAAAUUUUAGAUGCAUCCCUGGCUCUGGCAUAGAAGAAAAUGAGACUAAAUGUUUCAAAAUUACAGAUUCUGAUUUCAUGUUUCUUGUUUUCCUCUUUCUUUCAUUCUUUUUGCUUCCCUUCUCUUGUCAUCUCAAUCCUUUUCCAUUUGUACAUGGAAGUCCAAAGUGUUGAAAAAUCACAUGAAUAUAUAAAAUGCGAUCAUGAUAAUUUGUAAAAUAGAAUUCAGAGAAUAUGGAAAUGAAUAUAAUUGCUUAUGCUUGUCAUGACAA